Molecule: messenger RNA, 1321 nt
Organism: Portunus trituberculatus (swimming crab)
Lineage: Eukaryota; Metazoa; Arthropoda; Malacostraca; Decapoda; Portunidae
Gene: CHOp24
Product: transmembrane emp24 domain-containing protein 2-like
Exons: 3
Coding region: 27-653 (208 amino acids)
Biological process (GO): intracellular protein transport; Golgi organization; endoplasmic reticulum to Golgi vesicle-mediated transport
Cellular component (GO): endoplasmic reticulum-Golgi intermediate compartment; COPII-coated ER to Golgi transport vesicle; Golgi apparatus
Source: RefSeq, a predicted model, not a curated record
ACGUGUCUCUUCACAACAACAACAAAAUGACGACCGGGUGCCUGUUGGCCGUGCUGGGCUGCCUCUCCCUCCUGACUGGGGCACACGGCUAUUUUAUCACCGUGGACGCCCAUGCAGAAGAAUGUUUCUUCGAGAAGGUGACGGCGGGCACAAAAUUAGGUCUGGCAUUUGAGGUUGCUGAGGGAGGCUUCCUUGACAUAGACAUCAAGAUCUACAACCCCGAGGGGAAGACCAUCCAUGAGGGUGAGCGCGAGUCCAAUGGGAGGUACACCUUCCCUGCCAGCAUGGAUGGCGUCUACACCUACUGUUUCUCCAACAAGAUGUCCACUAUGACGCCCAAAAUUGUCAUGUUCACGAUGGAGGUGGGCGAUGACACCAAGGCUGAGCACCAUGCACCCAACGCUGAGGAAGGUGAGCAGGCUGGAGGGAACAAGAUGGAGGACAUGAUCAAGGAGCUGUCGGCGGCACUCUCUGGGGUGAAGCAUGAGCAGGACUACAUGGAGGUGAGGGAACGCAUCCACCGCUCCAUCAAUGACAACACUAACUCGCGGGUGGUGAUGUGGUCGGUGUUUGAGGCCUUGGUGCUGGUGGCCAUGACCAUUGGACAAGUGUAUUACCUCAAGCAGUUCUUUGAAGUACGGAGAGUUGUAUAAGUGUAGUUGUCUGGUUAAACUUGGGUGUAUUAAAUUCUUCCGAACUAAUCAUAAGUUCCCCGGAUUUUCUGUGCUUGUUUCUUUAUGAUCGUUUUAAAAAGGAGAAAGAGAGAGCAAGGAUUCCUUUGUAUAUUGUUGAGUUUUAUUACUUCUUGUUGUUGUGUUUCACUUGUGUUUCUCACAUUCAAAAUCAAUGGUAAUUUAUUGACAUAUUUAUCUGUAUAGGUUUAUUGGCUCUGGGUGGGAGUUUGAAUUUCUGGGAUAGUACAUUUACCACAGUCUUGAGAGUUGUGUGAAUGAUUAAGAUUCUGAGAUUGUUGGCACUAAGAAUGACUUUCUGUAGAUUAGGUCAGUCCAUUCAGCCAUGGACUGAGCUUCAACUAGAUUACCAAUGCACUCUUUCAUUACUAUAUUUUUUUACAAUACAUGUUAUGAAUUUUCUAUCAUAGCAACAAACAAAUGGAUCUGUUCUUCAUUUUCUUUAGGUGCCAGAACUUGAGAGCUGUUAAUUAGGUGUUUUGUAUAUGUACAUGUUUUAAAGUUUCGAUGUGACAGCUUAGAAACUUUAGCUUGCCCAUUUAAACUCAUCUCAUUGCUUGUACUGAAACAGCUACAAAAUUUGAGUGCUUUAAUGUUCUUGUCCAUUUUUAUUAAAACUGGUGGAAAAC